Penicillium soppii is the source of this 984-nucleotide messenger RNA. Its product is annotated as short-chain dehydrogenase. Bases 1 to 984 code for a protein of 327 amino acids. The record is from RefSeq and is a predicted model, not a curated record. The transcript has a single exon. Lineage: Eukaryota; Fungi; Ascomycota; Eurotiomycetes; Eurotiales; Aspergillaceae.
AUGAUAUGCAAGUUUCAUCGCAGCGUCCUUGUCACCGGCGGCACUGCUGGCCUGGGAUACCACUGCGCCUUGAAUAUUGCGCGCAAGCACCCCGAGUACCAAAUUAUCAUCGCAUCGCGAUCUGACCCCACUGCAUCCGCGGACACAAUCAACAAAAUUCUCAAACAGAAGAACGUCCGCUUUUUGAAGCUCGAUCUAUCGAAGAAAUCCAAUGUCUUCUCGUUCGCAGCAAGCUGGAAAGCGGAGAAAUUCCCCCCAAUCCAAUCGCUAGUCUUCAACGCAGCAUUGCAAUUUCCCGGCGGCGCCGAGUAUACAGAUGACGGAUUCGAGAAGACCUUCGCCAUCAGCCACAUCGGGCAUGCCCUGCUGUUAUACCUUCUAAGCUCGUACCUUGCCGACACCGCGCGCGUCGUAGUCGUAUCCAGUCGCACACACGAUCCAGCCCAGAAGAGCGGUUUCCCCGAUGCCAAGUACACCUCAGCCGAACAUUUGGCUCAUCCGCCGCCUGCAUUGACCAAAGUGAACGGUCGCCAGCACUACACCAACACUAAAUUGGCCAACGUGCUCUACAUGUAUGCUCUGCAUCGGCGCUUCCAGUCUAUCAAUAGAAAGAGCGGGAUGCACUGGACAGCAACUGCUUUCGAUCCCGGCCUUAUGCCGGGUACAAGCAUUGCGCGAGAAGCCAACCCCGUAUUGCGAUUCCUGUGGAUAUACGUUUUGCCCUGGAUCAUCCCGUUCCUACGUUUAGUUCUUACGCCCAAUAUACACACACCGGAGGAUUCCGGUGCGUCGUUAGCUCGAUUGGCCAUUGGGUCGGAUGUGGAAGGUUUUAGUGGCGUGUACUUUGAGGGUGUGAAGCUGAUCAAGUCUAGUCAGGCGAGCUAUGACGAGGCUAAGCAGGAGGAUUUGUGGAAGUGGACAAUUAAUUCUCUGGCUCGCGAUGAAAAGGAGAAGGUUGCCCUUGCCUUGAGUGAUUUGCUCUAA